AUGCAGGUGGCUCUCAAGGAGGAUCUGGAUGCAAUAAAGGAGAAGUUCCGAACUAUGGAAUCUAAUCAAAAAACAUCAUUCCAAGAAAUUCCUAAACUGAAUGAAGAUUUGGUGCAGAAGCAAAAGCAACUAGAACAAAUUGAGACUGGAGAACUGGGGCUAAAUAAAAUUUGGAUAAAUAUCACAGAGAUCAAUAAACAGAUAUCACUAUUGACUUCAACAGUAAAUCAUCUCAAAAACAACAUAAAAUCUGCAUCCGAUCUGAUUUCUCUUCCUCUCACAGUAGAGAAACUUCAGAAGACUGUAGCUAACAUAGGUAGCACGCUUACCAGUGUUUCUCAUGAUGUUGAAAAUAUACAGACAGCUAUUGAAGAAUACAGGAAAUCCAUAGAAAUACUCCAGAAUGAUGUGGAAUUAAAACAGAUACCUUUACUUCCCUCCACUGUUGUGCCAAGGACUGAGAGAAAUCAGACAGAAAAUUGCAAAAAGGAAAGCCAGUCACUGCAUGCAGCUUUGGAAGAGCUAAAUAAUACUGUAGUGGCAUACCAAAAGUUGAAUGACAUCAAGCUUCUAAAUGUGGAUUCAGCCAUUGGUAACCUUAGCCAGAGGGUUAUGUUUUUAGAAAACUCUCCCCUUGCUGUGAAUAAUCUGGACAAAAGAGAGAACUUGUCUACCAGUGUGGUGAAUGAUGCAACUACCUCUCUAAAAGUGGAAAAUGAUCAACUAGAUAAUGAAACUCAUUCAAAUAAAGAACUGAAGGAAACAGGAACUAGAGAUUCUCAGGUAUCAAAACUAAAAGAGAAGCUUCAGCUGAUCAGUGCUCUCACAGGCAAGCCAGAAAAUGACAGACCCAUGGAGACAUCAAAGAAUGUUGAAAGUAGUCUGAGUGCUACAGCAAAGCCCACAGACCUUUCACGGCUGGCUUCAAGGUCAGCUGAUGACAACACAGAGAGUAACGGACAGCUGAGACAUCUGUCCUUACCCGGAAUUUCCAGCAUGGAAGAUCUUCAGAAUUUGUUUGAAAAAGCAACUGAGGAUGCUGAUGGAAAACUAUCGUAUGAAGAUCUUCAAAAGCUGCUUGGCUCUACAGCCCAAGAGUCACAGAGCUUUAAGAAAUUUGACACAGAUGGAGAUGAGAAAUACUCAUUGCAAGAACUGAGAUUAGCAUUAGGUGUAUAGGAUAUACAUUUAGAAAUGUGAUACUGAUGGAUGCUACUGUAGCUAAAGAAAACUAUAGGACAUGAAAAGCUAUGUCUGCACUUUCCCAGUAUUUUACUGAUCUUUGGAGCUAAAUUACUGUACACCUUGCCACCCCUUUUUUGUUUGCGUUUAUUGAAAAGAAAUUUUCAAAUUUAUAUGUUGAUAGGAUAUAAUAUUGGGACUGUGUUAAAAUGCAGAAAAUUCCCAAACUUGGAAACGUUUUCCUCUCAUUCUUUCCUUUUCAAGGGAAUUCUUGUUUUUAAUUUAAAAUGUGUACAUACUAAAAAUAAAACUAUGGUUUUGUAUUUCACUGAAAUUUGCCUUAAAUUAGAGAGCUGCACUUUAUGUAGAGCAGAAGGAAAUCCAUCUUGUAAAGAUGGGCUUCUUCUGCUUGUAAAUAUUUGAGAUAGAGUAAA
This is a messenger RNA of Cariama cristata (Red-legged seriema), 1616 nucleotides long. RefSeq names its product EF-hand calcium binding domain 14 (gene EFCAB14). The transcript has 10 exons. Bases 1 to 1179 code for a protein of 392 amino acids. The record is from RefSeq and is a predicted model, not a curated record. Lineage: Eukaryota; Metazoa; Chordata; Aves; Cariamiformes; Cariamidae. Gene Ontology annotation, molecular function: calcium ion binding.